AUGGACGCGAAGUUGAUGGAUGAUGCAGAGCAGGAAGCAGAGGAGGAGCAGGCGGCGCACGCGGCGUUCGACGGCGAGAUGGAACACCGCAGGGAGGCGGCCGCCGCAGAGGACGACUCCUCCGAUAUUGAUGUGUCCUCUGAUGAUCCUAAUGAGGCUACCCCGGAGGAGUGGGCGACGGAGCAGAGGAUGUUAGUCGUCUCCUUCGAGAUGCUCAAGAAGGCCGAGGAUGCUGCGAAUGAGGCGCUGCGGCAGCGCCUGCAAGAUGACGUGGAGGCUCACCGAGCUCUAGCGUCCGCAUGGCGGGUGGUGGAAAAAAGCGCCAAGCAUUCCUCGCUUGAUGAACUAUCUGCCAAGGUCAAGGUGCUUGAGGCGGAGAACGAGUCCCUCAGAAACUUCAUGAAAGAAUCCUCAAGCAAAGAGACUGAGGCGAGGAAGGAGCUCUCCGAGAAGCAUGCCCGUGAGCAGGCGGAGCUGAUUGACAAGCUGGAGAAAAGCCAGGGCCGCGUGAUCUCCACAAUUGCCAAGAACAAAGCCCUGGAAGCGGAGGCGGAAGCCAUUGACAAGCUUAUCUUCCCAAGCCUUGGCUUUGAGUGGACAAAAGAUUCAAACCUGACGAGGACGGAGGCGUACGAUGAAGCGCGGAUGUCAAUUGAUGCGCUGUUUGAAGCCUGUCGCGGAAUCGCCACGGCUCUGUCGCUAAAGAAGGCCAAAACCACAGUCAUCGAUACGAUGACCAAACUUAUGCGACAGGUGCCGGAGUUCAUCAAGGACUGGCAGAAGUCUUCAGCGCGCGGAGCCGCCUCCUUAGUCCUGGCCACCUGCAAGGCUUUCUUCCCCUCACUCAACCUGGCGCAAGUUGCACGCGGAGCCCCCGAGAGUUCCGACAUGAGUGUAGAUACUACAUACCGUAAGCCAAAGAAGCAGAAUAUUCCAGCUGAAAACGAUAUUUGGUCUCCUCCUGAUGAUUUUCUAAAAGCAAUGCAGAUAGAGCAUUUAGGCAGUCAACCAGAUUAG
Lolium perenne is the source of this 1017-nucleotide messenger RNA. Lineage: Eukaryota; Viridiplantae; Streptophyta; Magnoliopsida; Poales; Poaceae. The record is from RefSeq and is a predicted model, not a curated record.